AUGGGCGUACAAAGCAAUCAAUUACCAACAAUAGGAUCAAUAGAAAUACCAGCUAAAUGGGAUUCUCGAUACGCUGGUCAUGUUCCACAUGACACAUCAUAUUAUUCAAAAUGUGUUUUCGGUGGUAUUCUUGCUUGUGGUCUUACACAUACAGCUAUUUGUCCGCUCGAUGUUACAAAAUGUAAUAUGCAAGUCAAUUCUGAAAAAUAUACAGGUUUAGUCAAAGGUCUUCGAUUAAUUGUUGCUGAAGAAGGUAGUCAAGCUAUAUGGAAAGGUUGGUUACCAACACUUUUUGGAUAUUCAGCACAAGGAGCAUUCAAAUAUGGUCUUUAUGAAGUCUUCAAAGAUCAAUAUGCUAAUAUGCUUGGUAAAGAUAAUUUUGAAAGAUAUAAAGGUCUUGUUUGGUGUGCAGCAUCAGCAUCAGCAGAAUUUUUUGCUGAUAUGGCUUUAUGUCCAUUUGAAAUGGUUAAAGUUAAAGUACAAACGGCACCAAAAGGUACAUUUCCAAUAGAAUUUGGUUCAGCUUGGUCACAAAUGAAUGCUCAGCGAGCAGAAACUGGCUUUCCAUAUCGAUCACUUAUACCAUUAUGGUCACGACAAAUUCCUUAUACAGUAGCAAAAUUUUUCUUCUUCGAAAAAGUUGUACAAUUAUUUUAUACGUAUGUAUUUACAAAACCAAAAGAUACAUACUCAAAAACAACACAACUCGGUGUUACAUUUUCUUCUGGUUAUACAGCUGGUGUUAUUUGUGCUAUUGUUUCACAUCCUGCUGAUUCACUUGUUUCUCUUCUUGGUAAACCAGCUAAUAAAGGCAAGAGUUUAGGACAAAUUAUUAAUGAAACUGGAUUUGCUAAACUUGCUACUAAGGGUCUUGGUACUCGUAUUCUUAUGAUUGGUACAUUGACUGGUCUUCAAUGGUGGAUUUAUGAUACAUUCAAAACAGCUAUGGGUAUGGGAACAACCGGUGGUAAAUAA
Rotaria sordida is the source of this 975-nucleotide messenger RNA. Lineage: Eukaryota; Metazoa; Rotifera; Eurotatoria; Philodinida; Philodinidae. The record is from the annotation of a GenBank genome assembly.